Messenger RNA from Sycon ciliatum, 579 nucleotides. RefSeq lists its product as uncharacterized. Gene Ontology annotation, molecular function: nucleic acid binding. Gene Ontology annotation, biological process: DNA integration. Lineage: Eukaryota; Metazoa; Porifera; Calcarea; Leucosolenida; Sycettidae. The transcript is spliced from 3 exons. The record is from RefSeq and is a predicted model, not a curated record. Bases 1 to 579 code for a protein of 192 amino acids.
AUGUCGGACGUUGGCGUUCCUACGCGCCUCACGACGGACGGUGGGCCGCAAUUCAGAUCUUCAGCGUUCGCUUCGUUCUGCUCAGAGUGGAACAUUUGCCACGACCCCAGCAGCCCGUACAAUCCUCAGUCAAAUGGCGCGGCUGAGGCGGCGGUCAAGGCCAUGAAGCACUUAUUAAUGAAAAUUGGCAAAGGUGACGCCUAUAACAGCAGUGCCUUCAGAGAAGGGUUGCUGGAGUGGCGUAACACGCUUGGUGCAGGAGGAGCAAGCCCGGCCCAGCUGCUGUUUGGAAGGCCAACGAGGACCAAGGUUCCCACACUUCCUGCAAAUCUGCAGCAGUACGCUGCCCACAGCCGCAGUGCUCCCCAGCAGGUCUCAUCCCAGCUUGGCAAACCUCUGCCCCCUCUGCACGUAGGCGAUAAGCGGUUGCAGCGGGUGCAGUGGAAGCUGCAGCGUUCGCAGGACAUAUUGUUCGUAACCGGUGACUCAAGUGUGUGGGAAGAUGCCUCUGCUGGUGAUGUUGCUGGCGGGCACUUGUGUCGGCCCAGCCGGCAUCAGGCCGGACUGGAAGUAGACUAG